AUGUAGAAGAUCUAUAUAACCUUUCAGUAUCCAUGCGUUAGUUCCUUUCUUCAAAUAUUUCAGCUGGGGCGUCGCCUGAGUGUAUCCCGUUAAUCAUAUCGUACCUUUUUAAUAGCCUUACUGCGUCCGCGAUAAUGUCGUAAAUAAUUUUGGGAUAUCCCAUGUGUGUCCCCAAUAUUAUUGCUAACAAUAUUUAUAUUUAUGGAUAAAAUGCAUAGAUAACUUUUAAUGUUACACUGUAGUCCAUACGUGGAAACAUACUAUUGUCUAUUCGUAACUGGUCUUUGUCCUUUGACAACCACGUGCAGUAGUGAUGUGUAUGCACUAUGCAGCUAAUAGUUUUAUGUGAAUAUAUUUAAAUAACAUUUUAUAUUAUUACAUAAUAUUCGUACUAUAUACUUGAGAGAUGUCGAAGUCGUUGGAAAAAAAUGAGUUUACGAAAUUAAAUUUAUGUCUUCACCCCAACAUUAUGUGAGCAGAUUUUGAAAAAUCCAUUCACAUGGGUGCAAAAAAUGUUUGGCCAGAUAUCAGUACAAAAGAUUGUGGGUUUCGUCUGAGAUAGACAUGGUACAGAAUUUUGGUUUAAGUAUUUAUUAUUAUGAUGAUGUACCAGAAAUAGGAUAGUUGUGAAAGAAUAUAUUUGGAUUAGGUACCCAUGCUAAAUGAAUGCCAUAUUAAAAUAAGUAUUACUGAUUAGUUUAUGUCAAUCAAACCUGAUGAUGAAUAACUAAAUGAGAUUAUGGAUUAUCUCACAGAAAACUAUAUUGAUCCACAGUCUGACUUCUCUCCUCACACAUGGGCAGAAAUGAGCAGUAUCAGUCAACGAACAACAAAUACAUGUGAAAGCUUAUAUUCUAAAUUUGAUUCAUGUUUUUACACACCUCAUCCAAACAUAAUAUAUUCCUUCUUUCUAAUUAGUGACCUUUUUAGUUUUUCUAUUGAGACGCACUCGGGAGUUGCCCUUUCAUCAGGUGUCAUGGCCGACAGCUGCUGAGCAUAUCUGAUUUUUCUACCAAUGUUUUUUAUUUUAUUUUUUUAUAGCGAUAGCAUUGGGGACAUGGGUGAGUCUCUCGGAGGUGUUAAGGGUGAAAUGAGCCUCUCUUCGGAUUCAAUGAAUAACUAUAAAAUAUAUUAAAUAUAUUCACAAGUGAUAUAAUUUAAAAAUUUACGUGCAUUUAAUAAUAUAUUAAAUUUAUGAAUUACCUCUCGUGUCACAUGGUUCAGCAAAGAUUCUGCUAGUUGUUUAGCUGCGAACAUUUGUAUUUGGUCGACCAAGUUUGGACAAGUUUUCUCCGUUCGAUUGUCUUGCGCGUUCUUAAAACGAAUGUUAUCAUUUCUUCUCGAUUUUUUGCCGGCGAUUGAAGGAGAUCAAAUUUAUUACGUAGGUAUGCCACAAACGUAUCAUCCUGCUCUAUAACUAAUGGAGCUGUGUAUAUUUCUUUACGCACGGUGGCUUCAAAAGUAGAAGAUUCUAAAUAUUGCAGUUGAAUAAGAUCAGCUCGAUUUAAGAGUACUCUGCAUCCGACAUCGGUUUUUGCUUCAAUUACAAGUACAUUUUCACCGCUGUAUAUCAUGCUAGAUAAUUUAUAAAAUUGGGUAUCCAAAAAUAUUAUACGCUUAUAUUUUUCGGGUUGUUCCAAUACGAAUGACAGAAUAUUUCCCAUCAGCGAAAAUAUGCUUCUUAAAAUAUCCGGUGAUAUAUUAACAUGCCGAGAUGAUGAUAAUAAAUGAAUAAUCGGUCGAUAAAACAUCAUAUAAAUAUCUUUAUCGGUUCUAUAAAGUUCAUCACUGUUGCAUAAACGUUGAACAAAUAUAUUAUUUAUUUACAACUUACCAGGGUCAUGGUAGUAUGGUAUAUUCAAAAAAUGAUAAAUCGGUCGUUAUUUGUUAUCAUCGUUUUUUGAUGAACAAUAAUAUCGUGAUAUGACUUUAUGAUAAAACACUGUCAUUAGUUCAAUAAAGUUAUAGAGUUCUUUCUAUUAUUUAUCGAACCAAAAUCGGGCCUUCAAUUUAUCGAACCGAUAACAACAUAUUUAUCGGAUCGUUAAAAGAUAAAAGUCGUUUAUGCAACAGAUAAUAUUUUUAUCGCACCGAUUUCUGUUUUAUCGAACCGAUAACUACUUAUCGAUCGUUUAUGCAACCCAGCAUUAAACUCACAAAAAAAAAUUUUCAGAGCGAGUGAAAUAUAUGCGUGUACGAUGGUUAAAGACAGUGGACGGACUAAAAGACUGUCAAGUAGCCGAGUCGGCGGGUUCUCUAUAAGUUGUUGAGGUGGUUUAUUACAGUGCGUUAGUACAAAUGUAUACCUACUAGCGCUAGAUGCGUUGACCACGACUUUUACAGUGCGCAUGCGCUACGCGAGGUGAGCUCUGGUGUAUAGAAAAGGUUAUGCUUGUGAUUUUAUAUUUUAUUUUCAAACUAUAUUUAUAAAUAUAAUUUUAACGAAAAAAAAUAUGAUAGCAUGAUAAGUAAUAUGAUAAGUGAUAACAGUCUUGGGCGGAUAUAUAAGUGAUUAGUGAUAAGGGAUCAGCGGAUAUAUAAAUGAUAAGUGAUAAGGGAUACACAUAUGAUAACAUGAUAAGGGAUCAGAGGAUCAGCUGAUACACAUAUGUUAAGUGAUAAGGGAUCAGCGGAUCAGCAAAUUCACAUAUAAUAAGUGAUAAGGGAUCAGUGGAUCAGCGGAUCAGCGGAUGCGCCUUCUGAACUGUCUAAAACAUACUACUAAUAAUAUAAUAAUGUGAAGCUACAUUACAAAAAAUUGGGUUUAUAUCUGAAAGUGGAUUUUAUAAUAUGAUGUUAACACUACAAUUCGAAAACUAUAACGAAUUUAUAAACUACGUUAAAAGUAUGGACAUCACUGGAACGGAAAAUAAGGGUUAUUUAAAUACAUUGUAUAGCCAAAUUUGUAGUAAAAAAUCACAUAUUGAGGGCUCAAUAUUUACUCCAAAAGAAUAUUGUGAUUAUGCAUUGUCAAAAGAAAAUGAUGAAUGUGAGCAACAGAUAAAAGACUUUAAAUAUGAAAGUGGUCGUACAGUAUUUAAGUAUUAUGAAAACAAUAAAUACAAAAAUCUAGUAACAUCAUAUGCUAUAACUUUGUUCGGAAAAGGAAAAUCUGUUUUCAAGAAAAUGCUUGAUAUGAUACAACUCAAGAAAUGUUCAAACUUUCCCGUACUCCAGAAAAUGACAGAAUAUGCACGUGAUUACUUCAUAUAUCAUACAAUUAUUUUUGAAGAAUAUUUUAAAGUCUUUAACGAGUUUGUUCCUUAUACAUUUUGCACUACAAAUGGAGAAGCCUGAAAAUCUUUCAAUAAAACGAAAUCAUUAAAAGUGGAGGAUUCAAUCGUUCGUUUUAAUACUAGUUAACUAUUUUGUAUGUACGAAUUUGUAAUUCAACAAUUCUAAGACCCACUUGUUUAUAUUAUAGUCUUAUAAGUACUCUUAGGUUACAAGUGCAAUUCGUCACUUUAAAAAUAUUUAUUUAAUUGUUUUCUGGAUACCUAAAUUUUAGUCAAAUUAAAUUGAUUUUACAUUUCUUGGAAACUCACGAAUAGCUUUUUUCACAUAUUUUAUACAUAAUAUGGCCGUUAAAACACUACUCGUUACAAAUAAAAAAUAAACUUUGAUUACAAUUUGAAUACAUUUUAUGAUUUUGCAAUUAUUUAGCUAAAUAAAUAGUCAUCAUAACAGGUGAGGAAA
Myzus persicae (green peach aphid) is the source of this 3696-nucleotide messenger RNA. RefSeq lists its product as uncharacterized. The transcript is spliced from 18 exons. The coding region runs from base 2791 to 3297 and encodes 168 amino acids. Lineage: Eukaryota; Metazoa; Arthropoda; Insecta; Hemiptera; Aphididae. The record is from RefSeq and is a predicted model, not a curated record.